AAUUGAUUAAUUAAUUAAAUUGAAUGCAUCCACAGUCAUUCAUCAUCAUCAUCAUCUAUUGCAAUUGUACCUUCUCUGCUACUACACUCAUUUCUCUACAACAACCCCUUUCUUCUCUCAAUCCAAUUCAAUCCAAGGUAUAUUAUUUCUGGUUUGGCAUCAUUCCGACAUUGUCCGACAGGUUUCAGAAUCCUUGUCAAGAUUAACGUUUAAAGAUGGUUUUAUACGACCAUUCAGAUGUUUAUCAGUGGGGUCUUAAUCUUCUUGAUGGUGACCCUGGUUAUAAUCUGGGGUACUAUGACAACAUAGUUCAACAUGAUACCAGUGACAUCUAUAAUGGACACUACUUCAAUAGUCAUUACGAUAACGAGUGUAACCAUGUAGAGAGUGAUGAGAUCCUUGCUCGUGCUCUUCAAGAAGAGUUUUCACAGCUAGAGAUUGCUGAAUCUUCAAGAUAUUUACAAGGAGGUGAAAAUCAGUUUCAUGUUACUGAGACCGAGCCAUCAUAUGAUUGGCAUGAUCCUUCAAUGGUCAAUUAUUGUUCAGAAGGUCAUGAUUAUGCCCAAGAAGGAGUUGGUGAUGUAGAAAGUUCAUGUUCUAGUCCCCCUGAAACAGAAGAGUAUUCAUUGGAGAUAACCGACAAUUAUCCACUUGAUGAUGAAGUGGGGAAGAGAUUGAGUCAAAUGAUACCUAUUCCUCAUGUUCCGAAAAUUAAUGGAGAAAUUCCUUCAAUUGAUGAAGCUACAUCAGAUCAUCAAAGGCUUCUGGAUAGAUUGCAACUAUAUGACUUUGUGGAGAACAGGGUGCAUGGUGAUGGUAAUUGUCAGUUCCGUGCACUGUCUGAUCAAUUGUAUCAUGCCCCUGAGCGCCACAAGUUUGUGAGAAGACAUGUUGUCAAUCAGCUCAAAUCUAAUCCGGAGAUUUAUGAUGGAUAUGUUCCCAUGGAAUACGGUGACUAUUUGGACAAGAUGUCAAAGAGUGGAGAAUGGGGUGAUCAUGUCACUCUUCAAGCUGCUGCAGAUUCGUAUGGUGUGAGAAUAUUUGUCAUGACUUCUUUCAAGGACACCUGUUGCAUAGAGAUACUUCCUCAUUUUGAGAAGCCAAAAGGAGUGAUUUUUCUGAGUUUUUGGGCAGAGGUGCAUUAUAAUUCCAUCUACCCUCAAGGAGAUAUAACUUCAAAUGAGUCAAGAAAGAAGAAAAAAUGGUGGAGCUUUGGGAACAAGAAUUAGGGACUUGGUUGGUCUCCUGAGAACACAUUUGAACCUGUACACUUUCCUUGUUCAGGAUUUAACUUAUACAUCUUCACAUCUGGAUUUAGGAAUAACAUGCUUUCAUGCAAUCGAUCUGGACCAUGGAUCAACAUUGUACAGUUCUCAUUUCUGCUUUGCAUUUUAGACCCAAUUUACCAAAGUUGAAAUAUGGACUGUCCAAUUUUGAUCCUGCGGUCAAGAUCAGACUGCAUGGCUACUCCCUCCUGAUGUGGGAUUUCUUGACCGCAGGAAAGCGUGAUGUCAAUCAUAAUAAUUAGUUUGAUUUUCUUCUAUUAAUUUUAGUAUAAAUCUGGGAUAUGCUGUGCUGCAACCCAGUGGCAUUUUGGAUGCUAUGUUAAAGUAACCUUUACCAAAGGUUACGCAUAAAGGAUUAGACUUUAAAGUAGACCGUCCGAUUAAAUAUAUAUGGCGUUUCAAUGUUUCAUGGCUUCA
This is a messenger RNA of Trifolium pratense (red clover), 1703 nucleotides long. RefSeq names its product OVARIAN TUMOR DOMAIN-containing deubiquitinating enzyme 12-like. The record is from RefSeq and is a predicted model, not a curated record. The coding region runs from base 216 to 1229 and encodes 337 amino acids. Gene Ontology annotation, biological process: protein deubiquitination. Gene Ontology annotation, molecular function: cysteine-type deubiquitinase activity. The transcript has 11 exons. Lineage: Eukaryota; Viridiplantae; Streptophyta; Magnoliopsida; Fabales; Fabaceae.